CCAUAAAUUGCUCUGCGGGGACCCGCCCUCGCCAACAUGGCGGCGCCCAGUUGGGGCGGGUUUGUUCGCUUCGUGUUCUGGCCGGGGCUGGGGUCUGGGCUUUAGGCAGGUCAUUUUUAGUUGCACAAUGUUUGGGGACUUAUUUGAAGAGGAUUAUUCCAGUGUGUCAAAUAAUCAGUAUGGAAGAGGGGAGAGAUUAAAGAUUAAUGGUUUGGAGCCACCUGCUCCUAGAGAAUUCACCAAUUUAAGCGGAAUCAGAAAUCAGGGUGGAACCUGUUACCUCAAUUCCCUUCUUCAGACGCUUCAUUUCACACCUGAAUUCAGAGAAGCUUUAUUUUCUCUUGGUCCGGAAGAGCUUGGUUCUUUAGAGGACAAGGAUAAGCCCGACGCAAAGGUUCGAAUCAUACCUUUGCAGUUACAGCGCUUGUUUGCUCAGCUUCUGCUCUUAGACCAGGAAGCUGCAACCACUACAGACCUCACCGACAGCUUCGGGUGGACCAGCGAUGAGGAAUUGAGGCAACAUGAUGUGCAGGAACUGAAUCGAAUUCUCUUCAGUGCUUUGGAAACUUCUUUAGUGGGGACCUCCGGCCAUGACCUCAUCAACCAUCUAUACCACGGAACCAUCGUUAACCAGAUUGUUUGUAAAGAAUGUCGGACUGUCAGUGAGAAGCAGGAAGACUUUUUGGAUCUAACAGUAGCAGUCAAAAAUGUAUCUGGUCUGGAAGAAGCUCUCUGGAAUAUGUACGUAGAAGAGGAAGUGUUUGAUUAUGACAACUUGUACCACUGUGGGACUUGUGACAGGCUGGUUAAAGCAGCAAAGUCGGCCAAAUUACGUAAGCUGCCUCCUUUUCUUACUGUCUCAUUAUUAAGAUUUAAUUUUGAUUUCGUGAAGCAUGAACGUUACAAGGAAACAAGCUGUUAUACGUUCCCUCUCCGGAUCAAUCUCAAGCCUUUUUGUGAACAGUGUGAACUGGAUGACAUGGAAUACACGUAUGACCUCUUCUCCGUUAUCAUACACCAGGGUGGUUGCUAUGGAGGACAUUACCAUGUCUAUAUUAAAGAUGUUGAUCACUUGGGAAACUGGCAAUUUCCAGAGGAAAAAAGUCAGCUAGAUGUGAAUUUGAAAGAUCUUCAGACUGAAGAAGAGAUCAGUGACCCACUAGUAGUUCUAAAAGCGAUCUUGUUACAGGAGGAGAAUAAUCUAAUUUCUGUUGAUCAGCUGGGCCAAAAACUCUUGAAAAAGAUAGGAGUAUCUUGGAAUAAGAAGUACAGAAAACAGCAUGGACCUCUGCGGAAGUUCUUACAGCUCCAUUCUCAGGUCUUCCUGCUCAGUUCGGAUGAGAGUACAGUCAGUCUGCUGAAGAACCCGCCUCUCCAGGCCAAGGCUGACUUCCACAGGAAUGACCGGCACAUAUUCCAGAUGCGCCCUUCAAAACCACUAGGGUCAGACGAUAGCACCUCUUGUCCCCACUGGUUUGACAUAAACGAUUCCAGAGUUCAACCAAUCAAAGAAAAGGAUAUUGAAAAGCAAUUCCAGGGUAAAGAAAGUGCCUACAUGUUGUUUUAUCGGAAAUCCCGGUUACAGAGACCCCCUGAAGCUCGAGCUAAUCCGAGGUACAGGGUUCCAUGUCAUUUGCUGAAUGAAAUGGAUGAGGCCAACAUUGAACUGCAAACAAAAAGGGCAGAAUAUGAUUCUGCAAACAAUAAUAUUGAAUUGCAUCUCCACUUGGGCCCUCAAUAUCACUUCUUCAAUGGGGCGCUGCACCCGCUCGUCUCCCGAUCAGAAUGUGUGUGGGAUUUGACCUUUGAUAAAAGAAAAACUUUAGGCGAUCUCCGACAAUCAACAUUUCAGCUGUUAGAGUUUUGGGAAGGAGACAUGGUUCUCAGUGUGGCAAAGCUCGUGCCGGCAGGACUUCAUCUUUAUCAGACACUGGAUGGAGAUGAACUGACUCUGUGUGAAAUUGAAAUUGCUGAUGGGGAAGACAUCUUUGUAUGGAACGGGGUGGAGGUGGGCGGAGUCCAGAUCCAGACCGGUGUUGACUGCGAACCUCUGCUUUUAAACGUGCUUCACCUGGAAACAGGCACGGCCGGGGAGAAGUGUCAGCAGCUGACAGAAUCUCCACACGUCUUCCCGUCGAACGCGGAACUGGGCACCGUGUUCACGGCCUUGGCCAUCCCAGCAGGCACCAUCUUCAUCAGCGACGCUGAGCCCACAGGGCAGGAGGGCUGGACCGCUGUUCCCAGAGAAGACCUGAAGAAGACUUUCAGACAACAGGGGCUCCGAGAUGGGAGCUCCCUCUUAGUUCGGGAUGCUGCUGCUGACGAGAGCAGUUUGUUGCCCAAGCAAGAGAAAUGGAUCAAUAGGAUGAACGAGAUUGACUGCCUCGAAGUUAAAAAUUUAUGCCAGCUCGACUCUGAAGAGGAGCAAGUUAAAAUACCAGCAACUGCUAACACGGUGGUGUCUGAUAUUCGAAUUAAAGCCAUAAAGGAAUUUAAAUUAAUGAAGGAACUAGCUGAGAACAGCUGUCUGAGACCUAUCAGUAGAAAUGGAAGGCUUCUUCAUCCAGUGCCAGACAGUUACACUUUGAAGGAAGCAGAACUGAAGAGGGGAAGUUUAUUGGGAUUGUGUCUUGGAAAAGCACCGACUUCCUCUGAGCUGUUCCUGUUUUUCGCUACGGGAAGUAACAUUCAGCCUGGGACAGAAAUGGAGAUCAUAGUGGAAGAAACAGUGUCUGUGAGCGAGUGUCUAAAGAUAAUGCUGGAGAAAUCUGGACUGUCUGGAGACACGUGGCAUUUACGAAAAAUGGAUUGGUGCUAUGAGGCUGGGGAGCCUUUGUGUGAACAAGAUGCAACACUGAAAGAGCUUAAGAUAUGUUCUGGAGAUACUUUGCUUUUAAUUGAAGGGAAACUUCCUCCUCCGGGCUUCCUGAAGGUGCCCAUCUGGUGGUACCAGCUGCAGGACCCUGCAGGACACUGGGCAAGUCAUCAGGACCAGACCACCUGUACUCCUGCAGGCAGGCUCUGCAGAGCCGCUCCCAGCCAAGGCGCUCCUGGAGGCGGGCCUCCCGGGGAGCCUCUCCUCUACCUGGGAGACGUGGAGAUCGCGGACGUCGCCUCCCUGGCCGAUCUCAAGUCUCAGGCCAUGACCUUGCCCUCUCUCUCAGAGUUCGGCGCUCCGUCCCCGGCCUUCCUCAGAGCAUGGACGGUGGAGAAUACGCGCCUAGGCAGGCUUCUCCGAGCCGACCGGCAGCAGCUCAGGGACUAUAGACUAGGACAGAGGCCUGCGGUCUGCUUAGAGCCCCUGCAGGAGGAAGAACACUUGGGUCCCCAGGACAUCCUGCUGAGGACACAGGUGCGCAUCCCGGGUGAGAGAGCCUAUGGCCCGGCCACGGACCUGGUGUGGGACACUGCCCGAGGCUGGACUGCCAGCUCCCUGCGGCAGAAAGUGGCCGAUCUCUGUUCUCUGCCUGUGGAGAAAAUUGAAAUUGCCAAAUACUUUCCUGAGAAGUUUGAGUGGCUUCCGAUAUCUAGCUGGAACCAGCAAAUUACCAAGAGGAAAAAGAAGAAGCAGCAAGAUAAUUUGCAAGGGGCGCCUUAUUACUUGAAAGAUGGUGAUAUUAUUGGCAUAAAGAAUCUCCUGGUUGACGAGGACGACGACUUCAGUACAGUCAGAGACGACAUUGGGAAAGAAAACCAAAAGCAACGCGCAGUGGGGAGAAAGAAAAGCCGGGAAGUCUCACGUGUGCAGAGCAGCGACACAUUUCCCAGUCCGGAGACACCUGCGCGGCCUCGAGGACCGGAGGCUUCUCUUUCCAUCCACGUCGGGAGUUUCCGAUAGCACCGGGUUUGUGUCUGACCCGCAGCUUGCCUGCUAGCUCCAGGCCCCAGAACCUGCUCACCAGAGCAGUCAUCUCAGGUCAGGCAGGGGCUCAGCAGGCGUUGCCCCCGACGUGGCCGCCUCGCACAUGUCGUCUGUGGGAGCUCUCACUUGCCCCAGCUGCCCGGGUCUUUUUAUUUUUAGAGCAAUUUUUGCAAUAGGGCAGGGCGUGCUCGCCAGUGAGAGCUCCCCCAGGGCGGGAUGGCCAUGCCGCAGUCCCUCCUCCAUCCUCUCUGGAUUUGAGGCAGCCAUGUAGGGAGUUGGGGGUGCCAAUACCACCUGCUGCCCCCAGCCCACUGUUAAAAACCGGACAGGUGUGCAGACUGCAGUGAGUGCAGCAGGUACCCUCCGUCUGCCCAGGUGGCUUGCACCAGCACUGCUUCCCUUGCUGUUCGGGUGGCAGUCACUGCCCACAGGCUGUGGUCGCUCCUGCCAGGCGGCUGGGGACUCAACUUCGUCCUGCGUUGUCCUCGCUAGAGCCAAGGUCCUGAAGCGUCAGCCGAGCCCCAGGGAUGCCAGUGCUGGGACGUGACCUACGGCGCCUCAACCUCAUCCCCUGGGCCCCUCGGGGAGCCAGGGCUGAGUGGUGACCAUGUGGCAGGCCCCCUUUGCCCUGCAGGCCUGGCGGACCCUCAACCCAGGCCACUGCUAGAACAUACACUGGGACUGGUUGAUUUCCUUCUGGCUUAACCGAGGCAGCUGCUCAGUUGCAUGGCCUCCACCGAUGUGUUCUUGACAUGCAUAGCGACCCACGUGCCCUUGAGCAGGCGGAAGACACCAGGAUGGUGGGCCUCCUGCCUGGGGAUGCGCAGUCUUGCCCAGAACCCGUGAGUUCCCAGCAGCCCAUGUCACCGGCCCUGCCCUCCCCAGCAGCGUGGCUGUCUUCUGUCGCUGAUGCCGCAGCGACCCACUGUCCCCGUCUAGCUCUGUCCAGAGAAGCUCGUUUCUGGCCCCGCGUCUGAGCCCAGGUGACAAGCUGGGUUCAGCACAGGCAGUCACGGGCUGCUUUGGGGUUCAGACUGCAUUGCUAGGGAUAUAUGUGGAGAGGUCAUGGUGACCCCAAAGCUGCCUGCCCUGCCGUGUAGACACCGGUCUGUGAUCGAUCUCAGUGCACCUUCGGCCCAGCUCAGGCUCGGGAAUUGAGCACCAAGACGUUGCUUUGUAGAACCACAGCCCCCAACUCUGAACAGAUGAGGUGGGCGGGCAGCCUGCCGUGGCCUGUGCCUUCCAUUGCCCCUGCCCUUUGCCCCUUCCUAGCAAGGUUUUUUUAAUUGGGGGAACAGAAUGGGUUAUAUGGGGAGAAAGCUCUACGGUUUUGUUAAGGUAAAAAUAAACAGUUUUCCAGUCGUG
Molecule: messenger RNA, 5227 nt
Organism: Tupaia belangeri chinensis (Chinese tree shrew)
Lineage: Eukaryota; Metazoa; Chordata; Mammalia; Scandentia; Tupaiidae
Gene: USP40
Product: ubiquitin specific peptidase 40
Exons: 32
Coding region: 128-3838 (1236 amino acids)
Biological process (GO): protein deubiquitination
Cellular component (GO): cytosol; nucleus
Molecular function (GO): cysteine-type deubiquitinase activity
Source: RefSeq, a predicted model, not a curated record